This is a messenger RNA of Sitophilus oryzae (rice weevil), 1551 nucleotides long. Its product is annotated as equilibrative nucleoside transporter 3-like. Gene Ontology annotation, biological process: nucleoside transmembrane transport. Bases 178 to 1473 code for a protein of 431 amino acids. Gene Ontology annotation, molecular function: nucleoside transmembrane transporter activity. The record is from RefSeq and is a predicted model, not a curated record. The transcript has 9 exons. NCBI's taxonomy places the organism in Eukaryota, Metazoa, Arthropoda, Insecta, Coleoptera, Curculionidae. Gene Ontology annotation, cellular component: plasma membrane.
ACUCACAGUCAGAAAGUUGGUUUCUGACAGUAGAGUUUUAAAUAUAACGAGUACUGAUUUUGACGUCGAAUAUAAAAAAUAUAUAGUUUAAAGUAGUUAAAAUUUAGUUUAGUUUUAAGACUAAAGUUAUAUGAAUUAAAAUUAGUGCUUAAAAUAUAAGUUAAAAGAAGUGAAAGUAUGGAGGCUGAAAUCGUCGAGGCUGAAACAAUUACAAAAGUCGCAUGGACAGAAGAUCUACCAGAACCAAAGGCACCUCCUAAAGAUAAAUACCUAAUAUGUCAUAUAUUAUUUUUCCUGUUAGGUAUCGUGCACAUCUUGCCUAUUUCGUUCCUCGCAUCAGCAAAUAAUUUCUGGUUACACAAAUUUCGAAACGUAUCUGACACAACAGAAUCCGAUGAUAACCGAACAGCUUUGCAGUCGUACUUUUCCUCAGCAAGGUCUGUCAUCAACACGGUUCCAUGGGUUCUAUUGGGCAUAUGGAACGUGCUCUACGGCCACAGGUUCAAAAUGAUGCCGAAAAUAAUCGUUACUCUGAUUAUCGAGACUACCGUGUUUGCCAUUUUGACGGCUUUUGUCGAAAUAAACACCGAUAGCUACCAAGCUACAUUUUUUGGUAUUGCUUUGUUGAGUUCAGCUGUAUUAACUGCUGGAAAUGUUGUCAAUAUCUUCAGCUCCACGAUGCUCUAUCCCAAAUUCCCUCACAAUUACAUGAAAACUUGCAUGAUGGGAGAGGCUGCGAGUGGUAUCGUUUGCGAUAUUUUAAACGUCAUUUCCGUUGCCAUUUUCAGUGAUGUUAACGACGCAGCACUAAUGUACUUCCUAAUAGGAACUUUCAUUUUGGCGUUUACUUUAGGGCUCCUGCUCCUAGUGUCAAAAAUGGAAUUCUUCCAGUAUUGUAUAACCUCCUUCCCGGAAGAUAUUAAAAAGAAGAAAACGACAAACUCGGAUAUGAAAGUGGCCUUUAAAAAAAUAUGGAUCGGUAUACUAAUUUUAAUGCUGGUUAUGGGGGCCAUGGGAUCCACCCAUACCUCAAUAACGUCCCUUGUUGUAUCAGAGGGAAGUGGAGUUUGGGCAAAGAAAUAUUUCAGUCCUGUCGCCACAUUCUUAUUGUCUGAUAUCUUUCUGCUGCUCGGCAGAUUUGCCUCUUCAUAUAUCCCAGUGAAAAUCCCUGAACCAAUACUCUGCGCCUACUCGGCUUUCAACGCCCUAGUAUUCGUGCCUGCCAUAAUUUUCUGCAACGCCAAACCGAGAAAGCACCUCUCCGUACUGUUCCCGCACGAUUGGGAGUACGCCCUUAUCUUGGGCCUGUUCAUGCUGGGCAACGGUUACCUUUUUAAUACGGCGAUAACCAACAUUCCCAGGAAAACGACCAAAGAAGAAUCAGAAGUGGCUUUUAAUAUAUUUAACUUAUUUGUUGGUGUAGCUCAAAUGAUAUCUAAUCCUGUUGGAUUGUUAUUUGUGAAAUUGUUAUAAUUUAUUUUAUUUAUUUAUUGUACUUUUUAAACGUAUAGAAUCUAAGAUGUUUUUAAUAAAAACUAAUAUUAUUGUAAA